AUGACCGCGAAACCCCUCAUCAACCUCCUUCGUGGCUGGCCAAACACGUCGCUGCUUCCGACCGCCCUCAUUAAACAGGCGGUAGACAAUGUCCUGACGCGGCCUGACGUCGCCACUCCGGGCCUGCUGUAUGGCCCUGACCCGGGAGACCCGGGAGCACGCAAAGCAAUUGCUGCUUGGCUGACGGACUUCUUUCGUCCGGGCGAACCGGUUACCGACGAGAGGAUUACAAUCACCGGGGGAGCGUCGCAGAACCUGGGCUGCAUCCUGCAGACCUUUACCGAUCCGAUCUACACCCGGAACAUAUGGAUCAGCUCGCCCGCCUACUUUUUGGCGUUCCGCAUCUUUGAGGACUCUGGCUUUUCCGGGAGAUUGCGUUCCGUGCCCGAGGACGAUGGUGGCAUCGACAUCGACUUCCUGCGACGUGAGAUAACAAAGAGCGAGGAGAAAGCGAGGAAAGAUGGAAACACACGGCCGACCGUCAAACCCGAGCGGCCCUGGAGCAAAAUCUACCCGCACGUCAUAUAUGUCGUCCCUUCUUUUGCAAACCCCUCGUCCGUCACGAUGCCACUGGAGCGACGGAAGGAGUUGGUGAAACUAGCCCGGGAAUACGAUGCCCUCGUCAUUUGCGACGACGUCUACGACUUUCUGCAAUGGCCCGCAGCAACUGACACCGACCAGCGGGGUUUAAACAAAGCGCUGCUGCCUAGACUGGUGGAUAUUGACCGUUUCCUGGACGACGGCGCCGAACGAGACGGCGCGGACGGGUUUGGUAACGUCGCUAGCAACGGCAGCUUCAGUAAAAUCCUCGGGCCCGGUCUUAGAGUAGGGUACCUGGAAGGGAGUGCAAAAUUUGCUUACGGGGUUUCGCAGACUGGUACCUCAAGGUCCGGCGGGGCUCCUUCGCAGCUUACUUCGACGUAUGUUGCGCAGCUUCUUGAAUCCGGCCGGCUACAGGAGCACAUUUACGGGACGCUGCAGCCUGCAUAUGCGGCGCGCUACCGUGCAAUCAUGCUGGCAAUCGAAAAGCACCUCGUCCCGCUGGGCGUCAAGCUGCCGCAGCCCGGCAGAGAAGUAGUCGGAGGGUAUUUCGUGUGGCUUACGCUUCCUUCACCGCUGAAGAGCGCCGACGUUGCGCGAUUGGCCCAAGAGAAAGAGAACUUGAUCGUUGCGGAAGGUCGUCUGUUCGAAGUUCCCGGUGACUCGGCUGAGGUGAAUUUUCCAUGUGACAUUCGGCUGUGCUUUAGCUGGGAAGAGGUGGACCGACUCGGCGAAGGCAUCGAACGACUGGCCCGGGUCAUCGGUCAGCUGCAAAUAGGCGAUGCGGAGAACCCAGGCGAAAUGUUACCCGAGACGGAAGGAGACCAAAGCGGGAAGCUGGGGCAGGGCGGCAGUGGAAAUUACUGGUGA
This is a messenger RNA of Lasiodiplodia theobromae, 1410 nucleotides long. Its product is annotated as Aminotransferase class I & II. Gene Ontology annotation, biological process: biosynthetic process. Bases 1 to 1410 code for a protein of 469 amino acids. Gene Ontology annotation, molecular function: pyridoxal phosphate binding; L-2-aminoadipate:2-oxoglutarate transaminase activity. The transcript has 2 exons. The record is from RefSeq and is a predicted model, not a curated record. Lineage: Eukaryota; Fungi; Ascomycota; Dothideomycetes; Botryosphaeriales; Botryosphaeriaceae.